AUGUUUUUUUGUAUUCCGUAUACAAACACACGUGGAUGGUUGGACUGAUCUUCGCCUUGGUGUAUCUCCAUGUGUGCUUCCCUGCAGCUCUCGGAAUGACAGGAGAGGGCUAUUCUCCGGCCCGACAAAUACGGAACCCCAUGCUGAGAGCUGUGUACAAUAGACUCCAGGAAGACCAGAGACAUCAGAAAGACAGACACGAUUACUGGUAUUCCAUCAACACUACAAUACUACCGGAAGGUUUGUGUAAUAAAGUCAUACAGUUUAACCAGGAUGAACAGACAGACCAGUUUCUGGACACCUGUUAUGAGAAGGCUGAUUGGAUAUUUACUCAGAUAGGCCACUCCCUCUCCAAGUCCCUGCUCAGCUGGUUCAUGACUGGAACGUCCGUUAAUGGGUUGUUACAUCGAGGCUCUAUGUUUGUCUUCUCUGAUUCUCAGCUUCAGCAACUCCUACAGAUUGAUGAUUCCUACAGGGGCCAGAGUAUGAUAGACCUAGGGGCAGGGGAUGGUAUGGUGACAGAAAAAAUGGCCAAAUAUUUUGAUACUGUAUAUACAACAGAAGUUUCAUUUGCUAUGAGAUGGCGCCUUCAGGGCAAAGGUUACAGGUUACUUGAUAUUGACGAAUGGGGUGAUGGCAGUAGGAAAUAUGAUUUGAUUGGUUGCCUCAAUUUAUUAGACCGAUGUGACAAGCCAAUCACAAUCCUCCAUACCAUCAAGAAGUCCCUGACCCCGUCUGGGCAAGCCAUUGUAGCAGUGGUGCUUCCCUUCCGUCCAUAUGUAGAACAAGGUUCCGCUGACCACAGACCUACAGAAAACAUAAGGAUAGAAGGAAAGACAUUUGAAGAACAGUGUAAAAAUUUCAUAGAGAGUGUAUUUGAGCCAGCAGGCUUUGUGGUGGAGAAGUUCACCAAACUGCCAUACUUAUGUGAAGGAGACAUGCACCAGUCCUUUUACAUGCUGCAAGAUGCUGUCUUUGUUCUGAAACUUAAAGAGGAUGGAUGAUUCUUCAUAAGAAUGUGUUAAUGUAUAUCACCAUUUUUUCAUGGAAGGGGCCAUGCAUUCAUAGUUCACUUUUUAAAGACAUGAAUAGUUGUUAAACAUGUAUUAUGUCUGAAUAAUUUAUUUCUUUAGUGUAUAUGUAUAUAAUUUUCCUUUUUGUUGACAAAAAAGAGGGUGUGCUUGAGUACACGAAAAAAAAAAUCAUUUUAUUGUGAUUGACAAAGGUACUUAUGUAUAUGUACAGCUGCUGAUGUAAUGGACUCUCUUAACAGAUAACGGUAGUCUCCUGCACAUGCUGUUAUGAGUGAAGGACCAAUGUGUAACAUCAUUGUAUCUCUAACUGGGAAGGACCAAUGUGUAACAUCAUCAUAUCUCUAACUGGGCUUGAACUUCAUUCAUUUUAAAAUGGCUUUAAAAUUUGAAGUAUGGUCCUAAUGCCAAUCUUUGUCAACCUUUGAGUUUUUUGUGAUGGAAUUUCAGUAGAAUAGAGGUUGGAAUUUUGUA
Messenger RNA from Ylistrum balloti, 1505 nucleotides. RefSeq names its product protein-L-histidine N-pros-methyltransferase-like. NCBI's taxonomy places the organism in Eukaryota, Metazoa, Mollusca, Bivalvia, Pectinida, Pectinidae. The record is from RefSeq and is a predicted model, not a curated record. Gene Ontology annotation, molecular function: protein-L-histidine N-pros-methyltransferase activity. Bases 36 to 1004 code for a protein of 322 amino acids. The transcript has 6 exons.